AUGAAUGCAUCUCAUGUACAAAAACUUCGCCCCCAUCACAGCAACCACUACCACCACCACCACCAUCUCAGCCAUCAUGUCCUUCCACACCAGCACAAAAAUGUCAGUUUGAAUGGAGCUCUGGGGAAUUCUGGCACUCAGGGUGAUGGGUCCGGCUCGUCAGGCUGCUACGAGCAGCUGCUGGUCUCCACCGAAGUCUUCCUGGCGCUGGGCGUCCUCAGCCUGGCCGAGAACAUCCUGGUGGUGGCGGCGGUGGUGAAGAACCGCAACCUGCAUUCGCCCAUGUACUUCUUCCUCUGCAGCCUGGCUGUGGCUGACAUGCUUGUAAGCGUCUCCAACGCCACGGAGGCGGUCGUCAUGGCGAUGCUGACGGGUGGUGGCCUGCGGAUGCGGGGCAGCCUUGUGGAGAGCAUGGACAACCUGUUCGACUCCAUGAUCUGCACGUCGCUGCUGGCAUCCAUCUGGAGCCUGCUGGCGGUGGCAGUGGAAUGCAUGAUUGUGAUCUAUGAAAUGUCCUGUUGCUAUGGAUGAUAACAGAGUUUGCUGAGCCUUGGCAUGAGAUGCGCCACAGUGAUGGCUUAAUGAAAAAAAAACAAUGCUGUGCCCUUUCCCUUACAAACAUCCCUUACUCGUGUGGA
Alosa sapidissima (American shad) is the source of this 638-nucleotide messenger RNA. It is a transcript of the gene mc4r, whose product is annotated as melanocortin 4 receptor. The coding region runs from base 1 to 531 and encodes 176 amino acids. The transcript has a single exon. Lineage: Eukaryota; Metazoa; Chordata; Actinopteri; Clupeiformes; Clupeidae. Gene Ontology annotation, cellular component: membrane. The record is from RefSeq and is a predicted model, not a curated record. Gene Ontology annotation, biological process: G protein-coupled receptor signaling pathway. Gene Ontology annotation, molecular function: melanocyte-stimulating hormone receptor activity.